Tachyglossus aculeatus (Australian echidna) is the source of this 1901-nucleotide messenger RNA. RefSeq names its product nuclear receptor subfamily 5 group A member 2 (gene NR5A2). Gene Ontology annotation, biological process: regulation of transcription by RNA polymerase II; hormone-mediated signaling pathway; tissue development. The transcript has 8 exons. Gene Ontology annotation, molecular function: nuclear receptor activity; zinc ion binding; RNA polymerase II cis-regulatory region sequence-specific DNA binding. The coding region runs from base 21 to 1646 and encodes 541 amino acids. Gene Ontology annotation, cellular component: RNA polymerase II transcription regulator complex. The record is from RefSeq and is a predicted model, not a curated record. NCBI's taxonomy places the organism in Eukaryota, Metazoa, Chordata, Mammalia, Monotremata, Tachyglossidae.
AUCUAUAAUUGUACUUAAGAAUGUCUUCUAGUUCUGAUUCUAACGACGUACAGGAAUCUAUAAAACAUGGAUUUACAACUAUCGGUGCCGGGCUCCCGGACGGACACGGCCCCCCGCCCCCGGCCCGCAGCCGUCUGGUCAUGCUGCCUAAAGUGGAGAGCGAAGCGCUGGGUCUCGCCCGAUCGCAUGGGGAACAGGGGCCACUGCCGGAAAACAUGCAAGUGUCUCAAUUUAAAAUGGUGAAUUAUUCUUACGAUGAAGAUCUCGAAGAGCUCUGUCCAGUCUGUGGAGAUAAAGUGUCCGGGUACCAUUAUGGGCUUCUCACCUGUGAGAGUUGCAAGGGCUUUUUUAAACGAACAGUCCAGAAUAACAAAAGAUAUACAUGCAUAGAGAAUCAGAACUGUCAGAUUGACAAAACCCAGAGAAAGCGUUGCCCUUACUGCCGAUUUCAAAAAUGUCUAAGUGUCGGAAUGAAGUUAGAAGCUGUAAGGGCUGACCGAAUGCGUGGGGGAAGAAAUAAGUUUGGACCGAUGUACAAGAGAGACAGGGCUCUGAAACAACAGAAGAAAGCUCUGAUCCGAGCAAAUGGACUCAAACUGGAAGCCAUGACGCAAGUGAUCCAAGCGAUGCCCACCGACCUGACAAUAUCUUCUGCAAUUCAGAAUAUCCACUCUGCCUCCAAAGGCCUACCUCUGAACCAUACUGCCUUGCCUCCUACGGACUAUGACAGAAGUCCCUUUGUCACCUCUCCUAUUAGUAUGACAAUGCCACCUCAUGGCAGCCUGCAAGGUUACCAAGCCUAUGGACACUUUCCAAGCCGAGCCAUCAAGUCUGAGUACCCUGACCCUUACACUAGCUCUCCAGAGUCAAUAAUGGGCUACUCCUACAUGGAUAGUUACCAGACCAGUUCUCCCGCAAGUAUCCCUCAUCUGAUACUGGAACUCUUGAAGUGUGAGCCUGAUGAGCCUCAGGUCCAGGCAAAAAUCAUGGCCUAUUUGCAGCAAGAACAAGCCAACAGAAGCAAACAUGAAAAGCUCAACACCUUCGGGCUUAUGUGUAAAAUGGCCGACCAAACCCUCUUCUCCAUUGUUGAGUGGGCCAGGAGUAGCAUCUUUUUCAGAGAACUGAAGGUUGAUGACCAAAUGAAGCUACUUCAGAACUGCUGGAGUGAACUCUUAAUUCUCGAUCACAUUUACCGACAGGUGGUACAUGGGAAAGAAGGUUCAAUCUUUCUAGUUACUGGGCAACAAGUGGAUUAUGCAGUGAUCGCCGCCCAGGCUGGGGCCACCUUAAAUAGCCUCAUGAGCCAUGCCCAGGAGCUAGUGGCAAAACUCCGUUCUCUGCAAUUCGACCUGCGAGAGUUCGUGUGUCUGAAAUUCCUGGUGCUCUUUAGCUUAGAUGUUAAAAACCUUGAGAACUUCCAGCUGGUGGAAGGGGUGCAGGAGCAAGUGAAUGCUGCUUUGCUGGAUUACAUAAUGUGCAACUACCCCCAGCAGACAGACAAGUUUGGGCAGUUGCUCCUUCGGCUCCCAGAGAUCCGGGCCAUCAGCAUGCAGGCCGAAGAAUACCUCUACUACAAACACCUGAACGGGGAUGUGCCCUGUAAUAACCUGCUCAUCGAAAUGCUGCACGCCAAGAGAGCGUAAAAUCCGGCAUCCUCUCAGCGCUUCUGCUUUCAAAAGAGAACGAAAGACAGGGAGAGAGGGAGGGAGAGAGGAAGAAGGAAAGUCAUACUCUGAUUGCUCCAAGCAACGCGGAUGAAAAACUUGGUUUUAAGACGUUGAAAAGUGGUAGAAUAAUCCAAUACUUAAUAGUCAGUAAGUGAUGUAUCAGGGUAUUUGUAUUGCAAACUGUGAAUCAAUCCCCAAUGAAUCCACAAGGGACCUUGUGAUGGGAUGGAA